UGUAACUCGAAUUUCUCCGGAAAUGUUUUCUCUAGUCACAGGCAAACGACACAAUAUCUACUUUCUGCUGAAGAUUAGAAUUAGAAUGUAUCUCAUUUAAAUCAUUUUUUCUUUCUUUAGUGAGGCUCGCUUGUUUGAGUUGGCUCGACCGUUCUUUGUCGAGUUUAUUUGUACACUUUUAGUAUUUCGUUUUAUUUAGUUGCCGCGUGAGAUUGUUUGGGCGUAUUGUUUUUUUCCACAUCUGUCUGACCUUACUUGGGAAUGUCAAAACUGUUUUUGCUCACAAAAGACAAUUACUCACUUAAUUUUGUUAGCAGAAUUGAAACGUGUGUUGAAGAAGAGCAAGUGUGCUGAUAUCGAUACUUCUAGUGGUAGACAUGGAUCCUAUGGAUGGAGGAAUGCGUUACACUCCCAAUUCUUCGGGCAAGGACUGGGACCAAGCUGUCACAUUUUUGCCAGCGUCAGACAAUAAAAAGCUGGAGAAAAAAAGAGGUCCUGGGAAGGUUGGGAUCAUUGUUGGCCUGGUGAUCUUGGCGGCCAUUUUGGCUUUGAUCAUUGGGGUGGUGGUCUGGCAUUUCCACUUCCGGAAGGAUUUGAGGUUACAGAAGAUUUACACCGGCUCCGUUAGAAUAACCAAUCAAAAUUUUGUGGAUGCGUAUGAAAAUCCAGAGAGUAACGAGUUUAAAAGCUUGGCAAACCAAGUGAUGGCUCAGCUGAAAUCAAUGUACACCGAGUCUUCACAACUGGUGAAAUAUUAUGUCGGUUCCAAAGUUCUUGCCUUCAGUGAGGGCAGUGUAAUUGCUUACUACGAGUCAGAGUUUAAUGUUCCUGUGGGGCAGGAAGCUUCAGUGGAUCAGGCUGUGAUCAAUUUGAAUGAGAUGUAUAACACCAAUAAACAACGGCGUUUUGUGGAUAAACCUGGUUUACUAAUAUUCGACCGCAUCGACUCUUCAGCUCUGGACACACGUAUGUCAGCAAAAGGCAGGAAAUUAGAGAAUUAUGCCCAGCACACCAGUAAUUCUAAGGAUGAGAUCAUUACAUCACCUGGUUUCCCUGAUUCUCCGUAUCCUCCAAAUACUUUGGUACAGUGGCAGCUGCGGGGUGACCAAGGCUACGUUCUCAAACUGGCUUUUGACACCUUCAACCUUGAGAAAAACUGUGGAAAUGAUUUAGUGAGAGUGUAUGACUCUUUGAUCGCCAUUGACAAACAUCUCAUGGCAGAGAAAUGUGGCUACUAUUCUCCCAGCGAUCCCCUAACCUUCGUCUCAUCUCGAAAUGUUAUACUUGUCACCUUGAUAACCAAUGAGGAUGGGAACUAUCCCGGGUUCAGAGCCCGUGUCACCCAGAUUAAGCAAGAUAGCAGUGAUCUCCAGUGUGGUGGUAAAUUGACUGGAUCUUCUGGUACAUUUACAUCACCACACUUUCCCAGUUAUUACUCUCCCAAUACAACAUGCCAGUGGGACAUUGAGGUUCCAGCUGGAAAAUUCAUUAAGCUGAAAUUCCCAAAGUUCUUGGUGUCUACAGGGGACCAGAAUUCUUGCCCAGGAGAUUAUGUAGAGGUGAUUGGUAAGAGCAAACUGUGUGGGCAGAAGCCAGCUAAUACCAUGGUUACCAGCAGCAGUAACAAGAUGACUGUUGUGUUCCACUCCAAUUCUUCACGUGUAGAUCGAGGUUUUAAUGCCAUUUAUGAGGCCUUUGAGCCCACCGACCCCUGCCCGACCCAGUUCCAAUGCGAUAACAAACGCUGUGUUAACCCAACUGUGCGCUGUGAUGGCUGGAACGAUUGUGGAGACAGCAGCGACGAGAAAAAUUGCCAAUGCAGCUCCAACAUGAUCCAAUGCAGAAAUGGCUUCUGUAAGCCUCUGUUCUGGCAGUGUGAUGGCGUAGAUGACUGUGGAGAUCUUACAGAUGAACUUAAUUGUGGAUGCAAGACUGGGGAAUUUAAGUGUAAAAAUGAUCAGUGUGUAUCAGAGAAGAUGAAGUGUGAUGGACAGCAGGACUGUAAGGAUGGCUCGGAUGAGGAGGGCUGUUCAAGAGAUAUUACCUGCACAGUCUCAACGUUUGCUUGCGGUAAUGGCAAAUGUAUCACCAAACAGAACCCUGAGUGUGAUGGGCAUGAUGACUGCGGCGAUAAAUCUGACGAAGCCAUGUGCGACUGUGGCAAGAUAGCUUACAAGAAGUCUCGCAUUGUGGGCGGGCAGGAUGCAGGGGAGGGAGAGUUCCCUUGGCAAGUCAGCCUCCACAUUAAAAACAUUGCACAUGUUUGUGGUGGAUCACUGAUCAAUGAUCGCUGGAUUGUGACUGCUGCCCACUGCGUACAAGAUGAAGGCAAAACCAGGUAUUCUCAGCCGGGCACAUGGGAGGCAUACAUGGGACUUCAUACACAGAGAGCAAAACAGGCGGCAGCAAGGAGAAACAUAAAACAAGUGAUUGCUCACAAGGAUUACAACCAUUACACCUAUGACUAUGACAUCGCUCUUAUGGAGCUGGAAUCACCUGUGACCUUCAGUGAGACCAUUCGCCCAAUUUGUCUUCCCACUGCCAAUGACGUCUUCCCCGCUGGUUUACCUGUCACCAUCACUGGCUGGGGUGCUACAAGAGAAGGGGGCUCUGGAGCAACUGUGCUUCAGAAAGCACAGGUUCGCAUCAUCAACGGCACUGUGUGUGAUCAACUAAUGAAUGGUCAGAUAACAUCUCGCAUGACGUGUGCCGGCGUUCUGUCAGGAGGAGUGGAUGCUUGCCAGGGUGACUCAGGCGGUCCUAUGUGCUAUUCAACCAAUGACCGCAUGUUCCUGGCCGGAGUGGUGAGCUGGGGUGAUGGUUGUGCCCGCAGAAACAAGCCAGGCAUCUACACAACCGUCCCGAAAUUCCGUGGUUGGAUCAAAGAGAAGACAGGAGUAUAACUUGUGGAUUAUGGUGGACUUUUAUGGACCUUUUUCAUUCUCUGGUCACAAAUAUUUUUGACACCCCAGAAUAACUUUGCAGCAUAGUGGCGUGGUGCACUCCUUUGCAAUGUUUUUGAGGACAAACAGAUGGACCAUUUUAUAUAUUUGUAUAUUUUAUGAGAAGUGGUUUGAGGGUUUUAAGCUGUCUUAAAAUGUGUAAAUAAAUGUCUUAUCUCCUCUUAAAAGUUUAGUUGUUUUUAGUGACUAUGUUGUUUAAGUGAAGCAGUGAAACAUGUUUUUUAAUGUGAAUGAUUUAUUUUGUGUGGGUUUGUUGGUCUGAGAAGUCUAUUUCUGGGUCAUACACGCUUAAAUGUGAACAUCUUCAACACUUUUCUGCAUUUUGUCAGUAAUGUACAUGCUGUAAUGUGUCUUGAUUUUAAACCAUCACAGAAACACUGUCUUGUGUGCCUCAAUAUUUGCAAGUCUUUGGUGCAUUAUUUGAUUCAGGGACUAUGUUUAACACUUUUGAAAUUAAUGUAGCAGCAAAUACAUUGUUUCAUGCACAAUGAUUGAACAAUUUAGCUAAAUUUCACAAUGAAAUAAAAACUAUAAUGAUGUGUAAUUUUUACCCAUUCUUGUUGUUCUAAAAAAACAAGUUGCUAAAUUGUCAAUAUUUGUACCUGAAGCUUCCUGAAAUGAUGAACCUGCUGAAAACUUUGAAAAGGUUUAACACAUAUUGCAAUGAGAUUAUUAUGUUUCCGAUUGCGGAAAGGGCUGAUUUGAUUAUGUAUGUGAUAAUAUAAAUAUUAUGUUUGUAUGUAAUGUGAUAAGUUCAUAAUUCAGGCCAUAUUUUUUUUUCAACUUCUGCUCUCACAUCUGCCUGAAUGAAUGCAGCUGAAAAGGCCAAGAGCUUUGCAAAGAUGGAGUCUGAAUUAUACAACGUUCCUGUUAUUUUAAGAGUUAGCAGUUAUAUACAGUACUGUGCAAAGGUUUUAGGCACAUAAGAUGCUUCACAAAAACAUUUGUCUUAAGAUGGUUAUUUAUGUUUUCAGCUUUAGUGUGUCAAUAGGAAAUAUAAAGGUUAGACUCCCAAACAUUACUUUUGUAAAUAGAAAAGUUUAGAAUAGAAGAACAGGGAUACCUGCAACAAAUAUCACGGUCCCCACAGACCCCCACUGAACAUCGUGUCUGUCUGAGAUUACAUAAAGUGACAGAAGCUGUUGAGACAGUCUAAACAGAAGAACUGCGGUGAAUUCUCCAUGAAGCUUGAGACAUCCUAUCUGCCAACAACCAAAAGUGUCCAGGAGUAACAAGGAGAAUUGGUGCUGUUUUGAAGGCAAAUGUGGUCACACCGAAUAUUGAUUGAACUUUUGUUAUGUUCACUUUGUAUGACAUUAAGUGAGAAAUGAAAACUAUUCAUGGCAUUAUUUUUGAAGACACCCUCACCAUGCAACAUUUUUCACAAGUGCCUAAAACUUUUGCACAGUACUGUAUAUUUCUGUUCUUCUCUUUACAUGAUCAUUUAAAAACAUAAAGGUUUACUAAUCCAUAAACGUAGCUGUUUCAGCUAUCUCAUGCUUCUUACAAAUUGUCAUUUUUAAAAAGCAAAAAAUAAAUUGCCAAUAAUGAUUUGAGACCAUGUCAAAUGUAUCACUCAUAAGAGAAAUUGAACAUUGACUGAAAAAAAUAGAUCACUGUGGAACUUGUACAUCUCAGUCAGUCAAAAUGAUGGAUAAAAUAGGUCUAUUUCUCCUACUUUAGGUCCCUGGUCGUAGAGGCCCAAUUU
Xyrauchen texanus (razorback sucker) is the source of this 4671-nucleotide messenger RNA. It is a transcript of the gene st14a, whose product is annotated as ST14 transmembrane serine protease matriptase a. NCBI's taxonomy places the organism in Eukaryota, Metazoa, Chordata, Actinopteri, Cypriniformes, Catostomidae. The record is from RefSeq and is a predicted model, not a curated record. Gene Ontology annotation, biological process: proteolysis; acrosome reaction. Bases 378 to 2903 code for a protein of 841 amino acids. Gene Ontology annotation, molecular function: serine-type endopeptidase activity; protein binding. The transcript has 19 exons.